Molecule: messenger RNA, 2806 nt
Organism: Lontra canadensis (Northern American river otter)
Lineage: Eukaryota; Metazoa; Chordata; Mammalia; Carnivora; Mustelidae
Gene: ITGB7
Product: integrin subunit beta 7
Exons: 16
Coding region: 228-2615 (795 amino acids)
Biological process (GO): cell migration; cell adhesion mediated by integrin; integrin-mediated signaling pathway
Cellular component (GO): focal adhesion; integrin complex; cell surface
Molecular function (GO): integrin binding
Source: RefSeq, a predicted model, not a curated record
GCGUGUCACUUCCUCCUCUGCAGCCUCCCAGAUCAGUACACAAAGGCCACGGCUGCUGGAGGAAGAGCUGCUCGGUGGCAUGCACCUAUGUGGGAACUAAGGCCCAGAGAAAAAGUGUGAUUGGCCAUACAGCCAUCAAGUGACUGAAGCAGGUCCAGAACUUGGUGUGUUUCCUGUUUGGUUCUGUUUCCACUGUGGCUUGGAAUCCUGGUGACUAGACAUUGGCCAUGGUGGCUUUGCCCAUAGUCCUUGUUUUCCUGCUGGUCCUGAGCAGAGCGGAGAGUGAAUUGGAUGCCAUGAUCUCCCUGUCCAAGAAGGCCACAGAAUGGAGGGAUCCUGAUCCAUCCCUGCAAGGGUCCUGCCAGCCCGCCUCCUCCUGCCGGGAGUGCAUCCUCUCACACCCAAGCUGUGCAUGGUGCAAGCAACUGAACUUCACCGCGUCGGGGUUAGCGGAGGAGCGGCGCUGCGGCCGGCGACAGGAGCUGCUGGCGCGUGGCUGCCCCUUGGGGGAGCUGGAGGAGCCCCGAGGCCGGCUGGAGGUGCUGCAGGACCAGCCGCUGAGCCCGGGCACCCGCGGCGAGGGGGCCACGCAGUUGGCGCCGCAGCGGGUGCGGGUCACACUGCGGCCCGGGGAGCCGCAGCAGCUCCGCGUGCGCUUCCUCCGGGCCCCGGGAUACCCCGUCGACCUGUACUACCUCAUGGACCUGAGCUACUCCAUGAAGGACGACCUGGAGCGCGUGCGCCAGCUCGGGCACGACCUGCUGGUGCAGCUGCAGCAGGUCACACACUCCGUGCGCAUCGGCUUUGGCUCCUUCGUGGACAAAACGGUGAUGCCCUUUGUGAGCACAGUGUCCUCCAAACUUCGCCACCCCUGUCCCACCCGGCUGGAGCGCUGCCAGCCACCCUUCAGCUUUCGCCAUGUGCUGUCGCUGACCGGAGAUGCUAAGGCCUUUGAGAGAGAGGUGGGGCGCCAGAACGUGUCUGGAAAUCUGGACUCGCCUGAAGGUGGCUUCGAUGCCAUUCUGCAGGCUGCACUCUGUCAGGAGCAGAUUGGCUGGAGGAAUGUGUCCCGCUUGCUGGUGUUCACUUCGGAUGACACGUUCCACACAGCUGGGGAUGGGAAGUUGGGUGGCAUUUUCAUGCCCAGCGAUGGGCACUGCCACUUGGACAGCGAUGGCCUCUAUCGUCGCAGUCCAGAGUUUGAUUACCCUUCUGUGGGUCAGGUAGCCCAGGCCCUGUCUGCGGCAAAUAUCCAGCCCAUCUUUGCCGUCACCAGUGCCACGCUGCCUGUCUACCAGGAGCUGAGUAAGCUGAUUCCUAAGUCCGCAGUGGGGUUGUUGAGUGAGGACUCCAGCAACGUGGUGCAGCUCAUCAUGGAUGCUUAUAAGAGCCUGUCCUCCACGGUGACCCUCGAACACUCUCCACUCCCUCCGGGGGUCUACAUCUCAUACGAAUCUCAGUGUGGGGAUCCUGAGAAGAGGGAGGGUGAGGAUCGGGGCCAGUGCAACCACGUCCGAACCAACCAGACGGUGAAUUUUUUGGUUGCUCUCCAAGCUACCCACUGCUCCUCGGAGCCCCAGCUUCUGAGGCUGCGAGCCCUUGGCUUCUCAGAAGAGCUGACUGUGGAGCUGCACACUCUGUGUGAUUGUAACUGCAGUGACACCCAGCCCCAGGCUCCCCACUGCAGUGAUGGCCAGGGGCUCCUACAAUGCGGGGUAUGCAGCUGUGCUCCUGGCCGCCUGGGGCGGCUCUGUGAAUGCUCUGAGGCUGAGCUGUCUUCCCCCGAUCUGGAAUCUGGGUGCCGGUCCCCCAAUGGGACAGGGCCCUUGUGCAGUGGGAAGGGACGGUGUCAUUGUGGACGCUGCAGCUGCAGCGGACAGAGCUCCGGGAGUCUGUGCGAGUGUGAUGAUGCUGGCUGCGAGCGACAUGAGGGCAUCCUCUGUGGAGGCUUUGGCCGCUGCCGAUGUGGAUUGUGUCACUGUUUCGCCAACCGCACUGGCAGAGCAUGUGAGUGCAGUGGGGACACGGACAGCUGUACCAGUCCCGAUGGAAUUCUGUGCAGCAGGCACGGACAGUGCAGGUGCAACCGCUGCCAGUGCCUGGAGGGCUACUUCGGUGCCCUCUGUGAGCAGUGCCCAGGCUGCGCAACAUCAUGCGAGAGAUACAGGGACUGUGCAGAGUGUGGGGCCUUUGGAACUGGCCCCCUGGCCCUCAAUUGCAGCAGGGCUUGUGGCUCUGUCAAUGUGACCCUGACUUCGGCCCCUAUCCUGGAUGACGGCUGGUGCAAAGAGAGGACCCUGGACAACCAGCUGUUCUUCUUCCUGGUGGAGGAGGGAGCCGGAGGCAAGGUUGUGCUCAGAGUCAGACCCAAAGAGAGAGCAGAUCACACGCAGACCAUUGUGCUGGGCUGUGUGGGGGGCAUCGUGGCAGUGGGACUAGGGCUAGUUCUGGCUUAUCGGCUUUCUGUGGAAAUUUAUGAUCGCCGAGAAUUCAGGCGCUUUGAGAAGGAGCGGCAGCGGCUCAACUGGAAGCAGGACAGCAAUCCUCUCUACAGAAGUGCCAUCACGACCACUGUCAACCCUCGUUUUCAGGAGGCAGGGAGUCCCCUUCUCUGAAGCAGAGGGAGGAGCACUCCUCCCAGGGCUCUUCUCAGCUGCCUGGAAGGGGACUACUGAGGAAUGGUCACCACCCACUUCAUUCUCAGAGUGACACCCGAGGGCUGCCUACCCUGGCAACCACGCUUCCCUACCUCAUGAGUGGGGGUUAGCCCCCUAUCCCCGUAUACAAUAAAGAGUCUUACCUCAGA